Molecule: messenger RNA, 1110 nt
Organism: Clavispora lusitaniae ATCC 42720
Lineage: Eukaryota; Fungi; Ascomycota; Pichiomycetes; Serinales; Metschnikowiaceae
Gene: PHR1
Product: Phr1p
Biological process (GO): fungal-type cell wall organization; fungal-type cell wall (1->3)-beta-D-glucan biosynthetic process
Cellular component (GO): plasma membrane
Molecular function (GO): 1,3-beta-glucanosyltransferase activity
Source: RefSeq, a predicted model, not a curated record
AUGAAAUCCUACAUCAAGGGCAAAGGUUGGAAAUUCCCAGUUGGUUACUCUUCUAACGAUGACGAAGACAUUAGAGUGGCCAUUGCAGACUAUUUCUCUUGUGGUGAGCUUGAAGAAAGAGCCGACUUUUUUGGUAUCAACAUGUACGAGUGGUGUGGUGAUGCAAAUUUCCAAUCUUCUGGAUACAAGGACAGAACUGAGGAAUACAAGAACUUGACUAUUCCCGUCUUUUUCUCCGAAUAUGGCUGUAACGCCGAAAGACCAAGAAAGUUCACUGAAAUCGGUACAAUCUACAGUGAUGAGAUGACUGACGUUUGGUCGGGUGGUAUUGUCUACAUGUAUUUCGAAGAAGCCAACAAGUAUGGUCUUGUGUCUGCCUCAGGCGACUCUGUUAGCACCUUGGAGGAUUUCAGCUACUACUCUAAGGAAAUGAACAGCAUCAGCCCCUCUCUUGCCAAGACUGCUGAUGUCGGUUCUUCCUCGACAGUCACCCUUUCUUGUCCCGCCUCUGCUUCUACAUGGAAAGCUUCCCCAAGCUUGCCUCCUAAGCCAGACCAGGACGUGUGUGACUGUGUCUCUAGCUCUUUGCAAUGUGUUCUUUCUGACAAAGUGGACGAAGAUGACUACGGUGAUUUCUUCGGUACUCUUUGUGGUUUGGUGAAUUGUUCGGCAGUAUCUGCAGAUGGUGACAAGGGUAAAUACGGUGCUGUCUCUUUCUGUUCCAGCAAGGACAAAUUGUCUUACCUUCUUAACAUGUACUAUGAAGACCAAGACCAGCACUCUUCUGCUUGUGACUUCAGUGGUUCUGCCUCUCUUAGAAGCACCAGCCUGCUUCCAAAGUCCUGUUCUGCAAUGGUCUCAUCUGUGUCGGCUGGUGCGGUUGUGACUGGUUCAUCUGAUUCUUCUAGCGGCUCUAGUUCCGGCUCUAGUUCCGAAUCAGGUUCUGGCUCCUCCAACUCCGACUCCCAGUCUAGUUCUUCUUCAUCAUCCUCGUCUUCCAAGAAGAGCAGUGGAUAUGUUGCUGCUCGUCCAGCAAGUAAAGGUGAAUUGGCCGCCAUUGUUGCAAUGGCCUUGUGCUUUGUUGGUGGUUUCAGUUCAUUCCUCUUUUAA